Molecule: messenger RNA, 1827 nt
Organism: Silurus meridionalis
Lineage: Eukaryota; Metazoa; Chordata; Actinopteri; Siluriformes; Siluridae
Exons: 6
Coding region: 353-1051 (232 amino acids)
Source: RefSeq, a predicted model, not a curated record
UUAAUACAUAUUCAUAAAAAAUAUUAAAUUACAGACCAGUGAUUUUGUUAGAGUUAAGGCCAAAGAGAAGACCUUACUGGACCUGAUGGCCUGCCAUUGGUAGGAGAUUUAAUGUGUGUUCAUCUGUUGUGCAGGAGAUACAAUGUGUGUUCAGUUCACUUUGUGCAUUUAUUUCAAACAUCAUGUCAUUAAAAAUUGACCACCACUAGGGGAGCUGUUCUGCAAAGUUCUAACCCUUUGACACCCAUUUGUGUCUUCUUUGGUUUACGCAGUGUUUAGCCACUGAGGGAAGAAAAAAGUUGUGGUCAGAGCAGGAUGAAAUGCCACUUCCUUCUCAGUCCUUUAGCUCUGAAUGUGUUCAUGUCUGAAAAGACCUCACUGGCAGUUUACAGUUUGUGAAUCGAGAUCAAGAGUCUUCAUGAUGAUCCUCCACAUUCAUUUCUAUUUACUUGUGUGCUGUUCAGCUGCAGAAGGUUUCACAGAGAAGUUGGUGGAUUUGGGACAAAAUGUGACUCUACAAUGUGAGGUGGCUGUAAAACAUAUGUCCUGGUACCUGAUGAAGCCGUCAGAACCUCCAGUGUAUAUAUUACGCUCUUUCUCAAGUAAAACUCUGGAUCCAGAAUACAGUAACCGGACCUUCAGCAAGAUUUUCUCACUGCAAUACAACAGCAGUUUAUUUAUACACAAUAUCAGUACUAAUGAAUUAGGAGUGUAUUAUUGUAUUCAGUGUGGUUCACCUCCUAACAUCAGCCGUGGAAUCAGACUUUACACCCAGAAUCAUGCAGCUGUUCCAGAGAAUCAGACAUCUAGGCCUGGAGAGUGUAAUAAAGGUGAAGAGAUCAGACUGUGGAGAAAUUUCCUCAUCAUAUUGGGAAUGAUGAACUGUAUGGGGCUCGCUGCAGUCACAGUCUCGAUCGUGAGCUGCUGUGGAAAAACCAAAUCUAUAAACUGGAAUGGGAAACUUCAAGAAGUCACUGAGUCUCAGAGUUUUUUGGCUGAAGCACAUUACGAAAGCAUUUACACUGCGGUGCAGUUCCACCCUGUCAUGUGACACACACACACACACACACACACACACACACACACACACACUUGCUGGUCAUUGUUUUUUGCUUUCAUAAGCUAUGCAGGUAAAGUCUGAGAUGAUUAUUACUGUGGUUAAAGUCUGCAAAUUUACACGUUUCACACAUUUCAAAGGUGCUCCAACUUCCGCUUCUUAUUCUCAGUGUUUGACCUUCUGCUGCAAAACUCUCCAUGUUUCUCAUUCUCUCUACUUUUCAUUUUUUUUAUUUACAAAUUAACUUCAAUACGACAUUUUUUUAUUCACAUAUCUUUAUUCAUUUUUAUUGUGUGUUGUCGUCUCUGUGAACUGAAAGCUUGUCACCAAAACAAAUUCCUUUUGUUUGCAAACAUACUUGCAAAUAAAGCUCACACUUCUGUAGUGUGUGUGUGUGUGUGUGUGUGUGUGUGUGUGUGUGUGUAAGAAUUCUACUGCAGGGAUCUUAAACUAAAAUUGCUUGAGGUCCAGUAAAUUAAUCCUCCUUACUAGCCAAGCUCAGGACAAUUAUAUCCCUAAAAACAUGAAUUUAUUGUAGACAUUUUCAUUGGGCACAUUAUAAAUAAAAAAAUAAAAGGAAAAAUGAAAGAUCAAUAAAAAAAAAUAGCUAAAGUGCUUUUGUUUCUGCUAAGAUCAUAAGUGAUCUUCUUCUUUCGACUUCUCCCAUUAUGGGGUGCCGCAGCGGCUCAUCUGUCCCCCCAACCCCCCCCUUUCUUUCACACCAACUACCUGCAUGUCUUGCCUCACAACACUCUCCUUGGCCUUCCUCU